Malania oleifera is the source of this 1551-nucleotide messenger RNA. Its product is annotated as electron transfer flavoprotein subunit alpha, mitochondrial. Gene Ontology annotation, molecular function: flavin adenine dinucleotide binding; electron transfer activity. The transcript has 8 exons. The coding region runs from base 108 to 1184 and encodes 358 amino acids. Gene Ontology annotation, cellular component: mitochondrion. NCBI's taxonomy places the organism in Eukaryota, Viridiplantae, Streptophyta, Magnoliopsida, Santalales, Ximeniaceae. The record is from RefSeq and is a predicted model, not a curated record.
UUUCUUUCCGUUUUCUUUUUUUUGGCCCUCCCCCUCAUAUCAACCAACAUGCUCUGAUUACUCGUCGUCUCCGCAUCCAGGGAACUUGAAGAAUCGCUGUUCGAGCUAUGAUGUUCAGAGCUCUCCAAAAACGUGUUGUUCCUUCAUUUUCAACAUUCUCUCUAUCUUCAGUAUCUCCUACGUCCCCUUCUCGAUCCGUCAGCACAUUGGUUUUAGCUGAACAUGAAGGUGGUUAUAUCAAGGCCCCAUCGGUGAGUGCAGUAGCAGCUGCAAAGUCUUUGGGCGAGGACAGUUCCAUUUCUGUGCUACUUUCUGGAUCUGGACCUUCCCUUCAAAAAGCUGCUGAACAUGCUGCCUCCUUCCAUCCUGCAAUUUCUCAGGUGCUUGUUGCUGAUUCGGACAAAUUUGCGCAUCCUCUGGCAGAACCUUGGGCCAGACUCGUUCAAUUGGUUCAUCAAAAUAGCGGCUUUUCACAUAUAAUUGCUGCCUCAGAUUCAUUUGGAAAAAACAUAUUACCACGUGCGGCUGCCCUUUUAGAUGUUUCUCCGAUUAGUGAUGUCAUUGAAAUUUCUGGACCUAAUCAAUUUGUCAGGCCAAUUUACGCUGGAAAUGCUCUUUGUACUGUUCGAUAUUCUGGUGCAGAACCUUGUAUGUUGACCAUCAGGUCUACAUCUUUUCAAGUGCCCAUAUCAGCUGAUUCAAAUCCUAAUGCAGCUCCCAUUUCCCAGGUUGAUCUCUCAAGCUUUGGUGAAGAUACUGUGAGUAAAUCUAGAUACUUGAAGCGUACAUCUCAGGAUACAGAGCGGCCAGAUCUGGGCAAUGCACGUACAGUAGUCACCGGGGGACGAGGUUUGAAAAGUGCGGAGAACUUCAAAAUGAUUGAGAAGCUUGCAGAGAAACUUGGUGCAGCAGUUGGGGCAACUCGUGCUGCUGUUGAUGCCGGAUUUGUUCCUAAUGACCUCCAGGUUGGUCAAACUGGAAAGAUUGUUGCUCCAGAGUUGUAUAUAGCUUUUGGAGUUUCAGGAGCCAUUCAACACCUAGCAGGCAUGAGAGAUUCUAAGUUCAUUGUUGCUGUUAACAAAGAUGCAGAUGCUCCCAUAUUCCAGGUAGCUGAUUAUGGGCUUGUUGGCGAUCUAUUUGAGGUGAUACCAGAAUUGUUCGAGAAGCUUCCUGAUAAAAAAUAGACUUGCUUUCCAGUCUCCAGGUGCCAAAACAUCAUCGAAUUCAUUGUUAAUAACAAGUUUCUAACGCCUUUGAAUUUGCCUGUGUAAAUGUACCUGGAGCUGUCUUCUUUCAAAACUAAAAGAAAAUCAUAUUAAUAAGAAAAAAGCCAAUGGGGCAUUUGUAUGUGCAUUGAAAUCUGUCCCCGCCCUCCGCAAGGAUUUACAGUUGUGCUGAGAAUGGGGUUUUUCAUUUGUUGAUGUCUCUAUUUCCAAUUAUUUUUGGUGUUGUAUUCAUCUCCAAUCCCAAUUUCUUUUGUAAUGAGUUCAAAUCCCAGCUCUGAUAAUGCGAUUGCAUUCUUUCAAUUCCAAAUGAAACAUCCUUUCUCUA